Postia placenta MAD-698-R-SB12 is the source of this 1029-nucleotide messenger RNA. RefSeq lists its product as hypothetical. Gene Ontology annotation, cellular component: FAR/SIP/STRIPAK complex. NCBI's taxonomy places the organism in Eukaryota, Fungi, Basidiomycota, Agaricomycetes, Polyporales, Adustoporiaceae. Bases 1 to 945 code for a protein of 314 amino acids. Gene Ontology annotation, biological process: peptidyl-serine dephosphorylation. Gene Ontology annotation, molecular function: protein serine/threonine phosphatase activity. The transcript has 8 exons. The record is from RefSeq and is a predicted model, not a curated record.
AUGGCGCCCUUCGAUCUCGACGCGUGUAUCGAGCAACUACUACGAAAACAACUGCUACAUGAAGCUCUUCUGCGCGAAAUAUGUGAGAAGACGAAGGAGGUGCUAAUGCGGGAGUCCAACGUGGUUCAUGUCAGUGCACCAGUGACGGUUGUGGGAGACAUCCACGGUCAGUUUUACGAUCUCGUCGAGAUAUUCCGAAUAGGCGGAUAUGCACCGCAUACAAACUAUCUGUUCUUGGGGGACUAUGUGGAUCGGGGCCUCUUCAGCGUGGAGACCAUAUCGCUCCUCACAUGUCUCAAGCUACGCUAUCCGGAUCGUGUCCAAUUAAUACGCGGAAACCAUGAGUCAAGAGCAGUCACUCAAACAUACGGGUUCUAUACCGAAUGUGUCCGCAAAUACGGGUCAUCUCACGUUUGGACGUAUUUUACGGACAUGUUCGAUUUCCUGACGCUGUCUGUGGUCAUUGAUGACAAAAUAUUCUGCGUCCAUGGCGGCUUGUCUCCAUCAAUACAUUCCAUCGACCAGAUUAAAGUUGUGGAUCGAUUUCGGGAAAUCCCGCACGAAGGGCCUAUGGCAGACUUGGUAUGGUCCGACCCUGACCCAGAGAAAGAGGAUUUUGCUAUCUCCCCUCGGGGUGCGGGCUACACAUUCGGAUCUGGUGUGGUGUACAAGUUUCUGGAGACAAAUCAGAUGACGCACAUUCUUCGUGCACACCAGCUGUGCAUGGAAGGCUAUGCAUCACUUUUUGACAAGCAUUUGUCCACAGUAUGGUCCGCGCCAAAUUAUUGCUACCGCUGUGGAAACUCAGCGAGCAUAUUGGAAGUGGGCCCUGGUGAACAGAUGUAUUUUAAUGUGUUUCAGGCUGCGCCUGAGAACGAGAGAGACGGCCCGAGCCAACAAGCGGCCCAGAGCGCGGGCGGAAAGCUACCCGAGUAUUUCCUAUAAAUUAUGUCAUUGUAGAUACCCUUGGCGAUCGAGGCCUGUGUACGAGCAUGUGCAUCAUAUAUGAAUUGUGGACGUUGUGUUUGU